AUGGGUGGGUGUGUAUACUAUGACGAAGAUAUCAUAGCCCCAACUACUACUAGACUAGACGGCAAACCAACACUUGGCGCUUUCUUUAAUAAGGAUGGCUUAUUAAUGAGAACGUAUGGCUGGUUAGUAAAAAACGCCAUAGGAGUUAUAAUAUUAAUUCAUGGUCUAAAUUCACAUGCAAGAUUGACCUUUUUAAGACAUAACGUUGAAAUCGUGGACAACUCUAGGGCUAUAUUAAAAGAUGAAAACAAUUUUUACGUUUAUAAAGACAGCUGGGUAGAACAUUUUAAUAAAGAAGGCUAUUCAGUAUAUGCAUUAGAUUUACAAGGUCAUGGACUGUCCCACGGGUGGAAAGACUUAAGUCUGCACAUUAACAACUUUGAUGAUUUAGUGCAUGACGUAAUACAGUAUCUUAAUAUAAUUAAUGAUGAAUUAUGUUUAAAAGAUGAGGAAAAUGAUUCCAAGACAACUUGCGAAAACCAGACGGAUUGUACUACUCUUUGUGAUGGCAACAAUGAAGGUAAUAGUGAUAGAUGUAACAGAAAUGUGAGGAGGAAUAAAAGUAAUCCCAAAAGCAAUAAAAAUCCCCAAAGUGACAAGGAUCCGAAAAGCAACAAGGAUCCCCAAAGUAACAAGGAUCCCAAAAGCAACAAGAAUCCCCAAAGUAACAAGAAUCCCCAAUGUAACAAGAAUCCCCAAUGUAACAAGAAUCCCCAAUGUAACAAGAAUCCCCAAAGUAACAAGAAUCCCCAAUGUAACAAGAAUCCCCAAAGUAACAAGAAUCCCCAAAGUAACAAGAAUCCCCAAUGUAACAAGAAUCCCCAAAGUAACAAGAAUCCCCAAUGUAACAAGAAUCCCCAAUGUAACAAGGAUCCCCAAAGCAACGAGGAUCCCCAAAGCAACAAGGAUCUUCAAAUCGAUAAGAAACCCCGGUGUAGUGAAGGACGUAAGAAUAAUAAAUGUUGUCCAUGUCCAAUAUUCAUAAUUGGUCAAUCAAUGGGCGGAAACGUUGCUUUAAGAACAUUACAACUUUUAGAGAAGACAAAAAACAAUGGGAAAGGAAAUUUAAAUAUUCAAGGAUGCAUCUCAUUAUCAAGUAUGAUUUGUUUUCAGAAAAUAGCUUCACCACGUUCAUAUAAAUAUAAAGUUUUUUAUUUACCAUUUUCAAGAAUAAUUAGUGGCUUCUUCCCAACGUUAAGACUUGCCACAAAAAUAGGAUUUCAAAAAUAUCCCUAUCUUAAUGAUCUUUCUAAUUUUGAUAAAAUUCGAUCCAAAAUUGGCGUAACCGUAAAAUAUUGGUGUGAACUUCUAAGAGCAACAAGUAACUUAGAAAAGGAUAUGAAAUUUAUCCCCAGUGAUAUUCCUAUAUUGCUAAUUCAUUCCAAAGAUGAUAUUUUUUGUUAUUACGGAGGUGUAAAAUCAUUUUUUAAUAGAUUAAAUAAUAAUAAUAAAGAACUGAUUACGUUAGAAAAUAUGGAGCAUGGGUUGACCUCAGAGCCUGGGAACGAAAUGGUCUUACAAAGCAUCGUUAAUUGGAUUGGAAAUUUAAACACAAAAAAAGAAAUGGCCAAAACUUUAAAGAAAAAAUAA
Molecule: messenger RNA, 1590 nt
Organism: Plasmodium coatneyi
Lineage: Eukaryota; Apicomplexa; Aconoidasida; Haemosporida; Plasmodiidae
Product: PST-A protein
Exons: 1
Coding region: 1-1590 (529 amino acids)
Cellular component (GO): membrane
Molecular function (GO): lipase activity
Source: RefSeq, a predicted model, not a curated record